GGCGUGGGGAGAAACGGGGGUCCCGCCCCGUGAGUUCCGUGAGGGAUCGCAGCACCGGACCCUCCGCCCCUCUCCCGGCGUUUCUGCGCCAAGGGAGCGGCAGGUGCGGGGACAUGGCCGGGGACAUGCGGGCCGUGCUGUGCCUCUGGCUGCUGGUGGCCCCGGUGGCGCGGGUGGCCGUGUCCUCGCGGGUCCGCACCCGCCGGGAGCUGGGCCCCGGGCUGUACCAGCACGGCGUCUACGACGCGGGCGGCUCCUACUGCCAGCGGGGCGACGUGUGCUGCCACGGCCGCGACGACGGCUGCACCGUGCCCUACCACGACACGCUGUGCUACUGCGACCUCUUCUGCAACCGCACCGUGUCCGACUGCUGCCCCGACUUCUGGGAAUACUGCCUGGGAAUCCCGGCGCCCUUCCCCAAAGCCCCAGGCUGUGCCCGUGCCGGACACAAUUACCCCACAGGAGCCACGUACCGGGAGAACUGCAACCUGUGCACCUGCGGGCCCGGCGGGCAGUGGCAGUGCGAGGACCACGCCUGCCUGAUGGAUGGGGAGCUCAUCGACGCCAUCAACAGGGGCAAUUACGGCUGGAGAGCCGCCAACUACAGCCAGUUCUGGGGGAUGACCCUGGAGGACGGGAUCCGGCACCGCCUGGGCACCUUCCGUCCCUCCGCCACCGUCAUGAACAUGAACGAGAUGCACAUGAACAUGGACUCCAACGAGGUGCUGCCGCGUCGCUUCGAUGCCGCCGAGAAGUGGCCCGGGAUGAUCCACGAGCCCCUGGACCAGGGGAACUGCGCCGGCUCCUGGGCCUUCUCCACGGCCGCCGUGGCCUCGGACCGCAUCUCCAUCCACUCCAUGGGCCACAUGACCCCCGCGCUGUCCCCCCAAAACCUCCUGUCCUGUGACACCCGAAACCAGCGCGGCUGCAGCGGGGGGCGCCUGGACGGAGCCUGGUGGUACCUGCGCAGGAGAGGCGUGGUGACGGACGAGUGCUACCCGUUCACGAGCCAGCAGAGCCAGCCCGCGGCGCCGCCCUGCAUGAUGCACAGCCGCUCCACGGGCCGGGGCAAGCGACAGGCGACAGCGCGCUGCCCCAACCCCCGGAGCCACGCCAACGACAUCUACCAGUCCACGCCCGCCUACCGCCUCUCCUCCAGCGAGAAGGAGAUCAUGAAGGAGCUGAUGGAGAACGGCCCCGUCCAAGCCAUCCUGGAGGUGCACGAGGAUUUCUUCAUGUACAAGAGCGGGAUCUAUCGGCACACGCCUGUGGCUGAGGGGAAGGGGCCCAAGCACCAGAGGCACGGGACCCACUCGGUGAAAAUCACGGGGUGGGGAGAGGAGCAGCUGCCUGAUGGCCAGACCCAAAAAUACUGGACGGCGGCCAACUCGUGGGGCACGGCGUGGGGCGAGGGCGGCCACUUUCGCAUCGCCCGCGGCGUCAACGAGUGCGAGGUGGAGACCUUCGUGGUGGGGGUUUGGGGCCGCGUCAGCAUGGAGGACAUGCCCCACAAGUGAGCCCCGCCGAUGUCCCCAGUGUCCCCAGUGUCCCUGUCCCCAGCGCGGCCCUGCCCAGCUCACAGCACGGUGGGCAAGGCAUUGUCCCCUGUGUCCAGUGGCAGGGGGCUGGCGCUGUUCCCUGUGUCCCCUGGAGGACAGCAUGGAGGACAUGCCCCACGAGUGAGCCCCAUGAUGUCCCCCAGUGUCCCCAGCGCGGUCCUACCCAGCUCACAGCACGCUGGGCAGGGGCUGGCGCUGUCCCUGUGUCCCCUGGAGGGGGCUGGCGCUGUCCCCCAUGUCCCAUGGAAGGGGCUGGCGCUGUCCCUGUGUCCCCUGGAGGGGGCUGCGUGUCCCCGCCGUGCUGACACAGCGGCUGGGGGCAGUGGGGCGUGCCAGGGGGAUGCUCCGGGGGCUGCUCCCGUCUCCCAUGGGAUUUACCCGCUAAUCCCCCCUGCCCCGGGGCUCGGCUGGGCUGCGGUGGCGGCUGGGGGCUCUUCAAAGGCAGCUGCACGCCCCCCCCCCCCCCCCAGAAUCCCGGCUGUGGGAUUUCUCCUCCUUUUCCCAAUGGAAAUUCCUGUCCCUCCCGUCCUGGCUCCAGCAGCUCCUCCCAGCAGGGCAGCGCUGGAGUUUGGGGGUGAAAUAACCCACCAAGGGGGUCCCCUGAGCCCCCAGGGCUGCGUGGUGCCAGGAUGGGGUCCCCACCGUCCCCCCCAGCCCGUCCCUAUGGUGCUAUGGCCCUGCCACCCCCCUGGGGGACAGCAGGGACAAGGGAGGGCUCAGCCCCGUGGUGUCCCCAUGUCCUGGGGGGGCCACAAGUGGGGUCCACGCAGCCAGCACAGCCCCUCUUCCCCCUCAACCCAAGGGCUGUACUUUUAAGACAUUUUUUUGUAUUUAUUUUGCUUUUUAUUGUUUGUAAAUAAAGUAAUGGAAGCCUCAGA
This is a messenger RNA of Melospiza melodia melodia, 2437 nucleotides long. RefSeq names its product tubulointerstitial nephritis antigen like 1 (gene TINAGL1). Gene Ontology annotation, cellular component: lysosome. The transcript is spliced from 12 exons. Gene Ontology annotation, molecular function: peptidase inhibitor activity; cysteine-type peptidase activity. The record is from RefSeq and is a predicted model, not a curated record. Gene Ontology annotation, biological process: proteolysis. Lineage: Eukaryota; Metazoa; Chordata; Aves; Passeriformes; Passerellidae. The coding region runs from base 114 to 1517 and encodes 467 amino acids.